Molecule: messenger RNA, 468 nt
Organism: Pyrenophora tritici-repentis Pt-1C-BFP
Lineage: Eukaryota; Fungi; Ascomycota; Dothideomycetes; Pleosporales; Pleosporaceae
Source: RefSeq, a predicted model, not a curated record
AUGGCUUCGGGCGUUCUGAGGGGGGGUUCCCUCCCAAGUACCUAUCCCUUGAGCAGAUACAACUGCUGCCUCGAAGACAUUCUACUGCUUCUUCAAAGAGAGCAAUACUCGUCCUCUGACCAGGGCAACUACGGAACAUGGACCUGCGACAUUCAUGGCUGUACCUCGUCAGCAAACUUCACCCGUCUUGCAGACCUCCAGCGCCACCAAUCCACCGUCCACGGCAUGGGCACCCCAGAGUUCCCCUGCAGCAUGCCCCGCUGCAACCGCGUCGGCGACAAGGGCUUCACACGCAGAGACCAUCUAGUCGAGCACCUGCGCAACUUUCACCACAUCGAUAUUCCGAAAAGGCGGCCCGGCGAGCGCUCGGCCUUUCCGUUUGGCUGGCCCGAAGGCGGUGGGGGCGUGGGCGGCGGUGCUCACAACAACAACAUCAACUUCAACUUCAACGUCUACAACAUCCACUAG